GAGCGCGGCGCCGGGGCCGCGCGGCCGCAAAGGAGCUCCCUCGUGUCGUAAAAGGGCCGCACGUGAGCACAGCUCUGCCAGACGGCUGGGGCUCCAUUUUGGACGCUGUGUCUGCUGCGCCAAGUUGGGGGAACCUGUUGCUCGUCACGGAGGCGCUCCCGCCGAACUCGGCCCCGCACCUGGCGCUCGCGGCCGGCCGGCCGGCGUCCUGGCUUCGGUGAGCGGCCCGCGGGGCCGGCCGGACGGCGGCGGCGCGAUGUGGCCCGAGGGCGCGGACGAGCGGCGGGCGCCCGAGCAGCCCCGCGACCGCCCCCGGAGCCCCGCGCGCGCCGCCCUCGAGCGCGAGCACGUGCGCGCGCACCUGCGGGCCCGCCUGAAGCUGCUGGAGGUGGGGAUCCUGCUGGACCGGCUGCAGAGCGAGGUGGACUCGGUGGAGGGCGCCGUGGGUCAGGGCCGCUGCGGGAGCGGCGAGGCGGAGGAGCGGGUGCUGAAGCUGUACGAGAAGGCGGAGAGGAAGGCCGCCGAGGUGGCGCGGAUGGGGCGGAGGAUCGUGGAGCUCCACGGCCAGAUCGACAGCUGCGGCUUCUCCUGAGGGACGCGGGCGCGGAAACUUGAGGUCGGAGUUCUGCAAGAGAGAAGACGCUACUUGGCUGCAGUUGCUGACGCAAGAAGCCAGACCCCCUUCAGGGAUGUGGACGCCACCGCUUUGGAUCAGAUUGAGAGGGCCCCCGGUGAGAUCGGGGGCUGUUGGGCACGGAGAGCGGUGAUGUCUGCGUUUUGGGAUUCUGCAGUCCGUCAGCUCGGAGCAGGAGAGCUGCGUUCUUUUCAUUUUCUUUGUUUGGUUGUUUCUUUUCUUUCAGAAAUGUAAUUUUUCUGUGGCCUGUAAACUGGUGCACAUCGUGUAACGUGUCUGGUGAGCAACCUAGACUAAAGGAUGAGAUCUAGGUACUGUGAGUCUUGGCUGACUCUGAGAUAAACUUUUUUGAUCCAGUCAGGCAUUUCAGGAGCUUCUCUGCCACAACUGCACGUGAUAUUUGCAUGGCUUGGAGGGUUUGGGGAGGACAGCCUGGCGCUGACCGGGGUGGGCCCCAAACUGAUAGCAGGGAGCAGCUUCCAGGCUUAGAGGACCUCUGGCCGAGGUCCUCAGAGCAGAGCUCACAGGAACUGAGAACAGGGCUCUAGCUCGUGAUAAAGUUCGUUUGCCUGGAAAACAAGCAUUGAAAGCCAGUUUUUGGAAUCUUUGUGCAAACUACCAAAGCCAUUGACUUGGCUGGGAAAAGGUGAGAUAAAUAAAUUUUUUUCACAAUGAAA
This is a messenger RNA of Prionailurus viverrinus (fishing cat), 1311 nucleotides long. RefSeq names its product putative MORF4 family-associated protein 1-like protein UPP. The transcript has 2 exons. The record is from RefSeq and is a predicted model, not a curated record. NCBI's taxonomy places the organism in Eukaryota, Metazoa, Chordata, Mammalia, Carnivora, Felidae. Bases 257 to 592 code for a protein of 111 amino acids.